Trichobilharzia regenti is the source of this 1017-nucleotide messenger RNA. NCBI's taxonomy places the organism in Eukaryota, Metazoa, Platyhelminthes, Trematoda, Strigeidida, Schistosomatidae. The record is from the annotation of a GenBank genome assembly.
AUGGAAGUCAAUAGAAUCAGUGUCUGCGUGUGUAUUCACAUAUUCGUCGACCACCUUCCAGUCAUCCAGUCAUCGCCACAAGUCACCAUCACAAUGUCAAGAUACCAGUCAAAGCUUGAUGUUGAGAAGACACAGGAAGCUAUCAAAUACAUGAGACACUGUUUCCAGAAACACCUGUCAGCCAACUUGAAAUUACUGCGAGUUUCUGCUCCAUUAUUCGUACCUGUGAACAGUGGUUUGCAGGAUGAUUUGUCUGGUGUGGAACGUGCCAUCUGUUUCGAUGUUCGAUCCGGUGAACGUGCAUACAUCAAUCAGUCGUUGGCUAAAUGGAAACGCAUGGCACUACACAAAUACCCAUUGAAGCACUACCAAGGCAUUUACACAGACAUGAAUGCGAUAAGACGUGAUGAAGACGUCUCUUCAUUGCACUCCUACUAUGUGGAUCAAUGGGAUUGGGAACUGGUUAUCCAGAGGGAUCAGAGGAAUGAGAAGACAUUGGAGGAAGUCGUUGAAAAGAUAUAUGAUGCAAUGAAGCAGACGGAGAAGAUGUUGGAGCUGGAGGAUCUAUAUCCUGAGAAGACACCCGCUGAACGCGAGUAUCUUGCAGUCAAACAGUAUGGUGCUGUCUUCUUGAAGCAAAUCGGCAAGGUGUUGAAGUCGAAGCAAGUGCACGACAAACGAGCUCCAGAUUAUGAUGACUGGGAGUUGAAUGGAGAUAUUCUGGUGUACAGUGAACAUGAUGACAGAUGUAUUGAACUGUCAUCGAUGGGGAUCCGAGUGGAUGAAGUGUCGAUGGAUAGUCAGUUACGACAGAGUGGUUGUGAAUCCCGGCGUCAAUUCGAAUACCAUCAGAAGGUGUUGUCUGGUGAAUAUCCACUGACCAUAGGUGGUGGUAUUGGACAGAGUCGACUGUGUAUGUUCUUCCUUGAGAAGAAGCAUAUUGGUGAGGUACAGGUUAGUAUAUGGCCAGAACAUGUCCGUCGUGAAUGUGAGGAGAAUAAUAUCUUCUUAUUGUAA